CGCUCCAGCCAUAUUGGGCUGUGGGGAGAAAGCGGCUCUAAUGUUCUAUGUCACCUGCAAAUAACCCGGGCGUUCGAAAAAGCACCUYCACCACCUCCACAACCCACACCAACACCACGUCCUCUCCACACACAAAAGUCCGUCAAAAUGAGCCCGGAAGGCUGGCUCCCGCAGCCCACCUUGCUCCUCACUGGCCUCACCUUGCUCCUGUCGCUGGCGCCCCCGGGACGGGGCAUGGAGGUCAUGGCCCCUGCCACCAUCAAUGCCUUGAAUGGCUCCUCCGUGAAACUCUCCUGCACCUUCAACUCCUGCUACAAGGUGGAGAACAAGCAGUUUUCCCUCAACUGGACRUACCAGGAGUGCAGUAACUGCUCGGAGGAGCUGUUCCUGCAGUUCCGCACGAAGAUCAUGAACAAGCAGCUGGACCGCUUCGGCAACCGGGUGGAGUUCACYGGCAACCCCGCCAAGUACGACGUGUCCUUCACCCUCAAAAACGUGCAGCUGGAGGACGAGGGCACCUACAACUGCUACGUGCUGAACCCCCCGGACCGGCACCGGGGCCACGGCAAGAUCAGCCUGAAGGUGCUCACCCAAGAGCCCCCGAAACACGACUCGACGGUGGCCGUGAUCGUGGGCGCCUCCGUGGGCGGCUUCCUGGCCGUGGUGAUCCUGGUGCUGAUGGUGGUGAAGUGCGUGCGCCGGAAAAAGCAGCAGAGGCUCAACACGGACGACCAGAARACGGAGGAGGAAGGGAAGACGGACGGCGAAGGCAACCCGGACGAGGGCACCAAGUAAUGGCCCCCGGCCCGCCCCUCCCUGCGCUCCCCUGUACAGCGUCACCCUCUUGAUGUGCUUCCCAGAGCAAGRAUUUCUGUCUCCCCAGAGCAUCCCUCCUUCCAUCCAAACACCCGAGCCAGCCUGGAGCAGGGUGCAGAGAGGUCCCCGGAGCCCGGCUGUGCUGGGCAGGGCUGGGGAGGUGGGGCUGGAGCCCCUGAGGCUGAGCUGGGACCAGCCUGUCCCCUGCUCUGAGUGCCACRGGAGGUGCUGGGGACAGGCUGGGGUGGGUGAGGGGGGACCGGUGUGGUCCCCACACAUGGAGAGACUGGAGCAGGGGGUGCCAGGAGGGGCAGAGGGCUCUGGGCAGCCCCGUGCCCAGCUGUCUGCUCCCUGGCCCGGUAGAAAAUACAAGCAGGGGCCAGCAGCCUGCCCUCGGGGACACGGCUCAUCCCUGUGUGCUCCUGCUGUGCCCAGGCCACUGGCACCAGUGUUCCCCUCCCGAGGGAUCCCGAGAGCUGCCAGGCUCCUCCUUGCAAGCCCUGUGUGCCAGUGCUGAGACAGAAAGCUCCUCAGGGACUGCCCCAGGCUGCUCAGAAGCUGGUGCCAGGGUAAUGCCCACCUGGUAUCCUGGAGCUCUGCGGUGUUUUGGAACCAUUAAUGGCUCUUGGUGGGUGAGGGAUGGACCCCUCUGCCUCUCGGGCUGUUUGUGGCUCUGAGCAUCUCAGCCCAAAGUGCUGGGCURACUUUUUUGUGCUCGUUUCUUUUUUGGGGAGGGUGAUUUCGAUGGAAAAUGUUCUGCUGUGGUGGGGAGUGCUGGGGUGAGGCUGCUCGAGACACAGAGCUGCUGAAGGGAGAGGGUUUGGGCACUUUGCUGGCAGGGGCUGGGCACAGCAGCAGGCCCGGAGUUAGGACAGCCCUGUCACCCUGGAGCAGGCCUGUGAUGCUGAGACUGCCUCCUGCAGCCUCCCUGCAGAGCACUGCACACCGUAACUGCCACGGCAAUGCACUGCCAGCGUGUCCAGCCCCGYGUGCCCCUGCCCCACCCGCCCGGUGAGCUGUGCUGGCUGCAGCAYGGGGGCUCAGGCAGGGACUGACCCAGGGAGUGCCCCUGGGGCACCGGGCCUGAGCUCUGCUUCUCCCGUGGCUGGCAGGAGGGGACAGCGCACGGAGCCGCAGGGGACACUGCCCAGGGGCAGGGGACAGGGGUUCUGUCACCCACGAGCAGCACUGCCAGGGGAGAAGGGACACCUUUGCAGUGUCCCUGUGUGGAGAGGGGACACCUUCUCAGUGUCCCUGUGCAGAGAGGGGACACCUUCACGGUGUCCCUAUGCA
Malurus melanocephalus (red-backed fairy wren) is the source of this 2109-nucleotide messenger RNA. It is a transcript of the gene SCN2B, whose product is annotated as sodium voltage-gated channel beta subunit 2. Gene Ontology annotation, cellular component: membrane. The coding region runs from base 148 to 795 and encodes 215 amino acids. Lineage: Eukaryota; Metazoa; Chordata; Aves; Passeriformes; Maluridae. The record is from RefSeq and is a predicted model, not a curated record. The transcript is spliced from 4 exons.